Pygocentrus nattereri (red-bellied piranha) is the source of this 5678-nucleotide messenger RNA. RefSeq names its product sarcoplasmic/endoplasmic reticulum calcium ATPase 2. The record is from RefSeq and is a predicted model, not a curated record. Bases 424 to 3621 code for a protein of 1065 amino acids. Gene Ontology annotation, cellular component: membrane. Gene Ontology annotation, molecular function: ATP binding; ATP hydrolysis activity; P-type calcium transporter activity. Gene Ontology annotation, biological process: intracellular calcium ion homeostasis; calcium ion transmembrane transport. NCBI's taxonomy places the organism in Eukaryota, Metazoa, Chordata, Actinopteri, Characiformes, Serrasalmidae. The transcript has 23 exons.
UGAUGCUAGUAAUGCCAUUCCGUGGCCUAGUAUGAAAUAAAGCGAUGCUUAUUUAGACGGGAGAUAGCGGGGGAGGAUUAAAGCCAACAGCGCCGGUUUGUGCGGUUUUUUAAUAACGUUAGGAAAGUCGCCUUCAGCACGCUUUAAGUGGCCAAGCCCUGGAGGAAAUGUGGGCGAUUAAUUCGCCUGUGGACCCCCUAUAAUUUGCCGGAUCAUGCGGAAUUGUUUUGGUACUACAGUCGCGUUAGCUGUGAAUAAAUAUUCACCGAUUAGCUGCGCUGCGAGCUAGGCAUCCAGCCACCACAAGUCGUCGUGUUUCGAGGAUAUUCGGUUGCGGUUCGGCAUCCAAGAUUCGUGGCUGAUUUGCCGAUAUUGGUGUAACUGUACCCGGUUUACUGGAGACGGGAUAUUAACUGAACUGGGAUGGACAAUGCCCAUACCAAGACGGUCGAGGAGGUGUUGGGGUAUUUUGGGGUGAACGAGUCCACAGGCUUGAGCAGUGAGCAGUUGAGGAAAAGCAGAGAGCGAUGGGGACCCAACGAAUUACCAGCAGAAGAAGGGAAGUCACUAUGGGAACUGGUGCUGGAGCAGUUUGAGGAUCUACUUGUGCGGAUUCUCCUUCUUGCAGCCUGUAUUUCCUUUACCUUGGCCUGGUUUGAGGAGGGUGAGGGCACCAUCACAGCCUUCGUUGAGCCUUUUGUCAUUCUCCUCAUCCUUAUUGCCAAUGCCAUUGUGGGGGUGUGGCAGGAGCGAAAUGCAGAAAAUGCCAUUGAAGCACUGAAAGAAUAUGAGCCAGAGAUGGGGAAGGUGUACAGACAGGACAGGAAGAGUGUACAGAGAGUCCGAGCAAGAGAUAUUGUGCCUGGAGAUAUAGUGGAGGUGGCAGUGGGCGAUAAGGUUCCAGCAGACAUCAGGCUGACCUCCAUUCGCUCCACCACUCUGAGAGUAGACCAGUCCAUUUUGACGGGUGAGUCUGUCUCUGUGCUCAAACACACGGACCCCGUACCUGACCCACGGGCGGUCAACCAGGACAAGAAGAACAUGCUCUUUUCCGGCACGAACAUUGCUGCUGGGAGAGCAAUAGGUGUUGUAGUAGCCACUGGUGUGCAGACAGAAAUUGGUAAAAUCAGGGACGAGAUGGCAGCCACGGACCCAGAAAGAACUCCCUUACAGCAAAAACUAGACCAGUUUGGGGAGCAACUCUCAAAGGUGAUCACAGUAAUCUGUGUGGCAGUAUGGGGCAUUAACAUUGGCCACUUUAGUGACCCUGUGCACGGAGGCAGUUGGCUGAGAGGAGCUGUGUACUACUUUAAGAUCGCUGUGGCUCUAGCUGUAGCCGCCAUCCCCGAGGGUCUUCCUGCUGUCAUUACCACUUGCCUGGCUUUGGGCACGCGGCGCAUGGCAAGAAAAAAUGCCAUCGUCCGCUCCCUGCCUUCCGUGGAGACGCUGGGCUGCACCUCUGUCAUCUGCUCUGAUAAGACAGGCACACUGACCACCAACCAGAUGUCUGUCUGCAGGAUGUUUGUUGUGGAUCUCAUUGCGGGCGAGAGGUGUGUUCUGAAUGAAUUUUCAGUGACUGGAUCUACUUAUGCGCCUGAAGGGGAAGUGUACAAGGAUGGUGCAGUGGUGCGUUGUAGUCAGUAUGACGCUCUGGUAGAAAUGGCCACCAUCUGUGCUCUGUGUAACGACUCUUCUCUGGAUUACAAUGAGAGUAAAGGUGUGUAUGAGAAGGUGGGAGAGGCUACAGAAACCGCUCUGUGCUGUCUGGUGGAGAAGAUGAAUGUGUUUGACACAGACCUGAGGACUCUCACCCCUAUAGAGAGAGCCACCGCUUGCUGCUCAGUGAUAAAACAACUAAUGAGGAAGGAGCUGACUCUCGAGUUUUCUCGAGACAGGAAGUCCAUGUCUGUUUUCUGCUCGCCUAACAAACUCACCCGAUCAGCCACAGGAGCCAAGAUGUUUGUUAAGGGGGCGCCAGAGAGCGUGCUGGAACGUUGCCGUUGGAUUCGGGUGGGGGGUGGCGCUCGAUUGCCCUUGACCUCCGACCUCAGGGAGCAGCUGUUAGGCACAGUGAGAGAGUGGGGCUCAGGUCGGGACACCCUGCGCUGCCUUGCCAUGGCUACCAGAGACUCACCCCCUGACCCCCGAAUGCUGAACCUAGAAAACUCCUCAGCGUUCACAGAGUAUGAGUCUGACCUGACAUUUGUGGGCUGUGUGGGAAUGCUGGACCCUCCCAGGAAAGAAGUACUAAACGCAGUGCGUAUGUGCAGACAGGCUGGUAUACGUGUCAUCAUGAUUACAGGUGAUAAUAAAGGCACAGCAUUGUCGAUCUGUCGGCGUGUUGGCAUCAUCACAGAGCAGGAGGAAGAGGAGGCUGAGGGUGCUCCCUUUGGUGGCGGACUGACCGGACGGGAGUUUGAUGAGCUGCCCCCACACCUGCAGCGGCAAGCCUGCCGAACUGCCCGCUGUUUCGCUCGUGUUGAACCCACGCACAAGAGCCGCAUUGUAGAAUAUCUUCAGAGCCUCAGCGAUAUUACAGCUAUGACGGGCGAUGGGGUGAAUGAUGCCCCAGCUCUGAAGAAGGCUGAAAUUGGUAUAGCAAUGGGCUCAGGUACAGCAGUGGCUAAAUCGGCUUCGGAGAUGAUCCUGGCAGAUGAUAACUUCUCCACCAUAGUGGCUGCAGUGGAAGAGGGCAGAGCCAUUUACAACAACAUGAAGCAGUUCAUCCGCUACCUCAUCUCCUCCAACAUUGGAGAGGUGGUGUGCAUUUUCCUGACUGCUGCUCUGGGCAUGCCCGAGGCUCUUAUCCCUGUCCAGUUGCUUUGGGUGAAUCUGGUGACGGAUGGUUUCCCAGCCACUGCUCUUGGAUUCAACCCGCCGGACCUGGACAUAAUGUCACGCCCCCCACGCUCCCCCAAGGAACCCCUCAUCUCUGGAUGGCUUUUUUGCAGAUACCUCAUUAUUGGCUGUUAUGUGGGAGUGGCCACAGUGGGUGCUGCUGCUUGGUGGUUCAUGGCAGCACAUGAUGGACCUAAACUCUCCUUCUAUCAACUGUCUCAUUAUCUCCAGUGCAGUGAGGGACAUGCUGACUUUGCAGGAGUUCAGUGUUCUGUAUUUGAGUCUCCCUAUCCAAUGACUAUGGCCCUAUCAGUGCUGGUCACCAUCGAGAUGUGCAAUGCUCUCAACAGCCUCUCGGAGAACCAGUCUCUUCUGAAGAUGCCUCCCUGGUCCAACCCAUGGCUGGUGGGAGCUAUCUGUCUCUCCAUGGCUCUACAUUUCCUUAUCCUAUAUGUCGACCCACUGCCUGUGAUAUUCCAGAUCCGACCGUUGUCCUGGCCACAGUGGGUGACUGUCCUGAAGAUGUCCCUGCCGGUCAUCCUGAUGGACGAAGCGCUCAAAUUCUUGGCCAGGAACUACAUUGAGCCAGGAAGCGAUUUGGAGCAGGAGGAGGAAGACAGGUUGCAUCGUCUCCACGGUGAUGGCGGGGGAUUCGGGGGUUUGCUUGGGAAGACACGUCGGGCCCUGAAGGGGGUGUCUUGGGCAUUUGUGUUAAUCUCUGCUCCCCUGUUAGCUUGGAUCUACAGCCUGGACUCAGAUAUCACCAACAUCUUCUGGGAGUAGAGAACAAGAAAGGGAAUGAGUGCGUGAGAGUGAGUGAGAGCAUGAGAGAAAGAGAGAGAGAUAACCAUCAUUUUUGCUUGGUGAGAGUUGCUGUUUGAGCGAGGAGCGCAACCACCUUUUCGGCGCUGAGGGAAAGAGCAAAGAAUGCAAAAAGAACAUAAAAGAAAUAAACAAGCAAAAAAGGGAAAACGAAAGGGAAGAAGAAAUGAACCUGGACAAUCAGGGAUGAUUAGAGCAGACAGGGAAAAAAAAGAGAGGAAAGGCAACUGUCAAAUUCUGUCUUCAUUUUUGUGGAAUUUUGAGUGUUUCUUUUGCUUUUGCUCUUCAGCUUCAGCACCAUGUCCUUUUCAGAGCUGUCAGAAGUUCAGAAGUGUUCUCAUGCCUGCUUUUGGACGUUUGCUGAAGUUGGGAACAUGGCAUUUAAAUGUCCUUUCCUAGGUUAACAGUUGUGCGUACAGUACGAUCGAAAUGGUUACACUCAUAGGCAAUACAGCACAUUCGUGGACAGCUUGUCAGUAAACAUUAAAAAGUACUGUCUUAUGUUACUUUUUGUUUUAUGAUUGUUUUUAAUAGUUUGCCUGCAUUUUAAGGGAUGUUACGGAAUUUGGCACCAUUAAUAUCUGGUGCAAGUCAGAGAGUAAUGGUCAGAGGCAUCCGUAUAAGGAAUAGCAGAAAGAGAGUAUCAAUACUUGAUCAUAUUCUCUCAGUGGUAAAGAUGACGUAAAUGGCGCAGAGUUUUCCAAGUAGUCUCAUUCAGCUGGAUGUAACGGUUGUUUUAUUCCACUGUUAACAUUGUCAGCAGUCUUAAAUAGCAGUUUUUUUCAAGGUAGAUUUAUUUUUUGGUGCUUUGUAUUCCAUCAGUUUCUGCAGAUCAGGAGAAAGUCCAUUUGUAAGCCUCACACUACAAACUUUCAUUCAUGUCACAACAUUCCACAACUGUCUUUCAGUUUGUCUAAUUUCACAUGCCCUUUAUCAUAUUUUCAGACAGACAGCACAGAUUAAUUUCUCUUAAUCACUGUUCCACAGGUAUACUUACCUACAGACAUACAAACGUAACUGCUUCCUGCAUUCGUAAUUCGGCUGAUGGAUGAUUCCUCACUGCAGUGGAUGGAAUGACAACGCAUCUUUUCAAAGGUCACAGCUGAGUUUCCCAAAAACACUAUUACACAAAGUCUGUGACCUCUGUUAUGAUCAUCAUAGGCAUUUACUUAAAGGGUGGCGGUAACUCUCCCGUGAUCGUCAUAGCCAGUCUCUCAUGGUGGCAGAUCAUUUUUGGGAAAAAAAAAUCAUCAAAGUAAUUUUUGGAAAACCAAGCCCAGCCUGGUCAGGCAUGUUGCUGCUCGAGAGCUGGUCCGCUCGCCCAGCAGCUAAAGCACCGCCGUGCAUUUUGUUCUCUUGCUCGUUUUUGUCUUUUAUUACUUAUGAAAGAGCUGUUUACUGUCUUCAACUUGCACAACUUUUGAGUCAUUUUCUUUAGUAGUAUUGCAUCACAUUACUGUUAUUGUAUUUAUUCAUGUUGUUCUUAUCAUUGUGACGGCUUUUAGUUCUCCAGUUGUGCCCCCAGGUAGUUGUUUUGUCUGUAACGUAGAGUCAUUUGUCCCUUCUUUUUACACUAGAAGGAUUUGCAGAAUGGAAAAGUAAAAGGAAGCCUGCAGCGAGAAAUUCUAGAACACGUAUAAAGCACCAAGAAAGGGAAACGGAGAGCAUACUGUCUUUCCCUCUCUUCUCCUUUUUUGCAGUCAUCCUUUUCAUCCCCAAUGUUACAAUUUGUUGUGUGUUCAUGUGUUCUAUUUUUCAUUGGAAACCAGUGUGCAAAAAUAGUAAAAUAUGUAAGAAAACACGAUAAAUCGAAGAAAGAAACUCAUAAUUUUCAUAUACAUUUCACAUUUUAUUUUUGAUUUUUUUUUGUUUGUUUGUUUUUACGAAGGAAGUGACUUUUGUAGUUUUUUCUUAUUGAUGUAAUUUAUACCAUAUGUCACUUUACUGCUGUUUCAUUGAUGGAGAAACGUGAAAAAUGCUUCAUGGAAUGGAAAUAAACAGUUACAGUUCACUUAAAA